Daldinia loculata is the source of this 375-nucleotide messenger RNA. RefSeq lists its product as uncharacterized. The record is from RefSeq and is a predicted model, not a curated record. Lineage: Eukaryota; Fungi; Ascomycota; Sordariomycetes; Xylariales; Hypoxylaceae. The transcript has a single exon. Bases 1 to 375 code for a protein of 124 amino acids.
AUGUGUACCGGUACGUGCUGGGUAUACAAGUGCAGCCGAUGCGGCGGUACCAUCCUCAAAGAUACCAGCGUCUCGGGGCACACGUGCAACGCGGCGCGACAGAACAAGAUCCGCGGAUGCUGCCGUACGGGCAUCGAGUUUACGUUUUACAGCAAAAAUUCCGACGAGAUGUGCGGGCUGUGCGAGAUCAGCGAGGAGUUAAAUAUGAUCAACGCGGAAUCCGACUACGAGUCCUGUGCUAGUAGCAUUUCUGGAGAGUACGAGUCUUGCGUUAGUUACGUUGUUGAUGACGAUGAUGGCAAGGAUGGACAGGAGGAGGGAGAUGGAGAGAAUGAGGAGGAGGAGGAUGAGGGAGGUGCCAAGUUAAGUCCUUAA